Maylandia zebra (zebra mbuna) is the source of this 1908-nucleotide messenger RNA. RefSeq names its product annexin A5a (gene anxa5a). Gene Ontology annotation, molecular function: phosphatidylserine binding; calcium ion binding; calcium-dependent phospholipid binding. The record is from RefSeq and is a predicted model, not a curated record. Gene Ontology annotation, cellular component: cytoplasm; plasma membrane; vesicle membrane. Gene Ontology annotation, biological process: negative regulation of coagulation. Lineage: Eukaryota; Metazoa; Chordata; Actinopteri; Cichliformes; Cichlidae.
GUAAAUAGUUUGUUGUAUAUAGAUGUAAAUAGUUGUCAAUACUUUAACUCGUUAGCUGUAGGGGUGAGAAGCCAUUUUUCUUUGGGAACCUUUUCUCCUGUUUUUGGUUAGGGAGGCAGGUAAGACACCUGUAAUUUUCAUUUGGGGUUUUCUGUGAAGGUAAGCCAGCUGCAUUUCAUUUCUAGAGUUUUUGUUUGUUUUGGCCAUGCUCACCCUGAUGCCUGCUACCUUUUGGGACUCAAUAAACUGACUGGCUGUUGUGAAAUCCGUGGUAGCUGUUUUUUGUUGGUUCGUCCUCCUUGAGAGCAGGGAGUGUGGGGGGCAUUUUUUCCUUAUUUUUAUUUUCCUUAUGUCGCACGCCGGUUCCCUGGUCUGGGGUGUAACAACAGCGUACCGAGGCAGCGUUAGACCUUACGUCAACUUCAAUGCCAAACAUGAUGCUGAAAUCCUCCAUAAGGCCAUGAAAGGGAUGGGUACAGAUGAAGAUGCCAUCCUCAUGCUUCUUACAGCCCGCAGCAAUGAUCAGCGCCAGCAAAUUAAGGCAGUAUAUAAAAAGGCCCACGGAAAGGACUUGGUCAGUGCACUGAAAUCUGAGCUCGGUGGACUGUUUGAGAGUCUUAUUGUGGCUCUGAUGACCCCAUCUGUCUUAUAUGAUGCUACUCUCCUGCACAACGCUCUCAAGGGUGCCGGGACUGAAGAUGAAGUGCUAAUUGAGAUCCUGGCCUCAAGGACUGGCGAGCAGAUUAAAGAAUUCACCAAAGUGUACAAGAAAGAGUUUGGCGGAAAGCUGGAGAAGGAUAUCUGUGGUGACACCUCAGGGCACUAUCAGAAACUGCUGGUGAUCCUGCUGCAGGGGAGUAGGGAGGAGGGAGUAGACGAGGAAAAGAUCGAGAAAGACGCUAAGGACUUGUAUGCUGCUGGUGAGGGAAAGUUUGGCACAGAUGAGGAAAAAUUUAUCACAAUUCUGGGCAACAGGAGCGCUGAACAUCUCAGAAAAGUAUUUGCUGCCUACAAGAAGCUUUCUGGCUCUGACAUAGAGGACAGCAUUAGAGGCGAGACCACUGGGAAUUUGGAGAACUUGCUGCUGGCUGUUGUGAAAUGUGCCGGGAGCAUCCCAAACUUCUUUGCUGAGAGACUAUAUAAAUCUAUGAGGCGAGCUGGAACCGAUGACGACACUCUGAUGAGGAUAAUGGUGUCCAGGAGUGAGGUGGACAUCAGAGGCAGUUUCAAGAAGAUAUACGGACAGUCUCUGUACACCACCAUUCAGGAAGACACAGCUGGAGAUUACCAGAAGGCUUUACUCUACCUGUGUGGUGGGAAUGAUUAAUGCAACCUUAUGACGCAUUUAGCAGUAAUGAAUGAUGAGCCAUCAUGUUGCUGCUAUACACAUGAGAUGAGGAUAUUGAUCUAUAGUUCUUCUUUCUGUUAGUGUGUGUUUAUUGAGUUAGUGUGAAUUACCUGAGUGUCAUUUUGACUUAUGACAAUAUUAUAUUGUAUGAAUAUUAUUUACAAGGCACUGUUCUUUUUUUGUUUGUUUGUUUUUUAAAUGCCAGACAGAACAUAUAGCUCUAAUUUAGUCCUUGGUAAACAAGCAGUUUUAAUUUUAAUGCUGAUAAUAAUGCUUUCUGAAAUGAUGAAAUGCCUGAUUAAUUUAAAAUCUUUGACCUCUUUCUCUUGUCAAGCGUACACACAAUGUUAGCAGCUGUUUACCUUAUUUGAGCUCGCUUCUCACAGCAUGUGUUAAAUGCAAGUUUGAAAAUACAAUAUCGCUACUCAAUUAUUAAACCCUACAUGUUGACAACCCCGAUGCUCUCAUUAAUAAGAAAUGAGACUGUGAUCCAGACUUGACGUGCAAUGCGGCUGUCAGUGAUCAAUAAGUAAUGGGACGCUAUUAGACAUUUGUUGAUG